Molecule: messenger RNA, 1092 nt
Organism: Drosophila nasuta
Lineage: Eukaryota; Metazoa; Arthropoda; Insecta; Diptera; Drosophilidae
Product: protein C1orf43 homolog
Exons: 2
Coding region: 93-1043 (316 amino acids)
Source: RefSeq, a predicted model, not a curated record
UGGUAUAAUCGUUUAGUUGUCACCACUAAUUUAGGCAAAACAAAGAAUAUUUACGAUUGGAUUCAUUGAAAAUUAAAUAAAAACAAAGCAGCAUGGAGCAGCUAUCGGGUGUUAUGAUAAUUAUCAUAAUUGGCGGCGGUGUGCUGACCUGUGUAAUGCUCUUCAUUUUCGCCAAGCGCCAGAUAAUGCGUUUCACUCUGCGUAGUCGUCGAGGUCCACAUGUGGCCGUGGGAACCGAUGCUAAAAAGGGACUGCGUCGCGAGAUUGAGCGCCGUUUGGAUUGCAUACAGAAAAUAGCACAGGAACCAAAGCUGCUGUGGACAGAUACGGACAAGUACAUUGUGCAGCCGGAGCAAGAAUCCAACCUGCCACCAUACUAUUAUCGCAUGAAGGCAGUGGACGAUGUCAAAUUGCUGGAGUCUGAGAUUGCGCGUGCCGACGGAAGCAGCCGUCAUGCCCACGAGAGUCUACGUGCAUUUCUGUUGACAACGCUGUCUGUCACAUUGAAUGGCACUGGGCAGCGAAUAAUACAUCAGUUCUGCGACACUUAUGAGCAUGCCAGACACGAUCCCAAUGAGUUUGGUAAGGAUGAAUAUGAGGCAUAUCAUCAUUUGCUACUGAAGUUGAUGGAAGCUGCCAAACAGUUGAAGAAUUAUAAUUCAAGAAAGGCGUCACCUGCUCGAACACCACGUAAACAGAAAAUGCACUCUCUACUGGAUCCAGCUCGUUUGCGUCCACCGCCUGCAGUGGAACCACCAAGCAACGAGUUGGCAGCCGGUCAACAUGCCAAAGUCAAUAUGACGCUGGGGCUGCAGGGCGAUGAAUUGGUGGCUGCAGAGUUGGCCACCAAUCCAUUGCAUUUGCAAGCUCCUGCCGAACGAGAUCUCAUCAUUCGUAAUCGCAUAAAGACGCCAACGCUGGAUGACAUUGAUGUGGAUGGCACCGAUCAACAGCAGGGGAGCGAUACGGCUGCCAGCAAUACUGACAAUGAAAUAAUGAGCAUUUCGUCUGUUCAGUUUCAACGUAACUCCAGUGUAGUUUAAUUGUGUAAUUUUAAGUGUACUUUAUGCUACAUAAAUUAUUUAAUUUUAA